Molecule: messenger RNA, 1074 nt
Organism: Dovyalis caffra
Lineage: Eukaryota; Viridiplantae; Streptophyta; Magnoliopsida; Malpighiales; Salicaceae
Source: the annotation of a GenBank genome assembly
AUGAUUUCUGCAGAAGAUGUCUAUCAUGUGGUGGCAGCCACAGUUCCAUUAUAUUUUGCCAUGAUAUUGGCCUACAUCUCUGUGAAAUGGUGGAAGCUCUUUACGCCAGAUCAGUGUGCAGGCAUAAACAAGUUUGUUGCUAAAUUUUCAAUCCCAUUAUUAUCAUUUCAAGUCAUCUCUAGUAUCAAUCCCUACAAAAUGAACCUGAGACUUAUAUUUGCCGACUUUCUUCAAAAACUACUUGCCCUUUUAGUACUGACGGCACUCGCCAAAAUCAGCUCUCGCGGACGGUUGAAUUGGAUCAUCACUGGUCUCUCCCUCUCAACAUUGCCCAACACUUUGAUCCUGGGUAUUCCGCUUUUGAGGGCUAUGUAUGGGGCUGAGGCAGAGCCACUUGUUUCACAGAUAGUUGGCUUGCAAAGCCUAAUUUGGUACAAUUUGUUGUUGUUUCUGUUUGAGCUCAAUGCGACCAAGGAAGCCGCUGUGACGCCAUCUUCUGAAACCACAGGGGAUCAAGAGGAGGCUGUUCAAGAAGCACAACACAAAGAAGGAGAGGAAGUACAAAGCAGAAGAACGAGGAAAGUCAAAGCCAUGCUCGUUCUUUUGACAGUGGGGAGGAAGCUAAUGCGCAAUCCAAACUUUCAUGCUACCUUGGUGGCUCUUAUUUGGGCAAGCGUACACUUCAGGUGGGGACUGAAAUUGCCGGACAUUGUUGAUAAAUCCAUAAGGAUACUGUCAACAGGAGGACUUGGUAUGGCAAUGUUCAGCUUAGGUCUAUUUAUGGCAUUGCGGCCCAGCAUAAUAGCGUGUGGAAUCCGAAUGGCAAUGGUUGCCUUGGCAAUGAAGUUCGUCAUGGGGCCUGCUCUAAUGGCAGUCACUUCUAUUGCCGUUAGACUAAAGGGCACAGAGCUUAGAGUGGCAAUUGUGCAGGCAGCUCUUCCUCAAGGGAUUGUUCCAUUCGUCUUUGCAAAAGAGUACAACGUUCAUCCAGAUACGUUGAGCACAGGGGUAAUAUUUGGCAUGCUUAUUGCCAUGCCAAUAGCAAUGGCCUACUACUCCCUACUAGCAUUGUAA